Molecule: messenger RNA, 1153 nt
Organism: Phoenix dactylifera (date palm)
Lineage: Eukaryota; Viridiplantae; Streptophyta; Magnoliopsida; Arecales; Arecaceae
Source: RefSeq, a predicted model, not a curated record
AACUCCCCCCCCCCCCUGUGUCUCGCGUCCUCCUAAACUCUCCGUCACGCCACCGCUCGCUUGUUUUGGUGUCUUCCCGAAAUGUGCCAUUUAUUGCUGCCACUCAUGCUAACUUUCUGUUCGACGGAAAGCCUACAGGAGGCUCUCCACAUCCGUCCCCCCGCCCCCCCUUCCAAACUCUGCCUCGAAUUGACGGCCAACGUCCAUUCGGACACGGCUUGAAACAAAAAGAGAGGAUUCGGAGAGAGAAAAAUAGAGGAACCGGAUAAUAUAUAAAGCCACCGGAAUCGAAAAUGCCCGCGGCGGCGACCGCCCUCUUCCGCCGGCACCCCGCCUCCUCCCCUCUCCCUCCACCGUUUCCCAUCGUUUCCGCCCGACCAGCGAUCCUAGCCGCCCGGUCCCCGGCGUUGAACACGAGGGGGAUUUCUUGCCAGGCCGCGAUUACCACCGACGUUUCUUCGUCGUCGUCGCCGUCGGUGGCGGAGGAGGAGGCGGAAGCGUUGGCCAAGGUCGGGAGGAGGGUCCGGGUGAAGGUGCCGCUGAAGGUCUACCACGUCCUCAAGGCCCCCGAGCUGGAUUUGAACGGGAUGGAAGGGGAGAUCAAGCAGUACUUGGGGUUGUGGAAGGGGAAGCGGAUCUCCGCCAAUCUCCCCUUCAAGGUCGAAUUCCAAGUCGCCGUCGAGGGCCAGCCGAAGCCCGUCAAGUUUUUCGCCCACCUCAAGGACGACGAGUUCGAGUACCUCCCGUCCUCCGAUAGUCUUUUGGAAUUCUGAUAGCCAGAAAGCUGCAUGAUGGAUGGAAUUAUCGAGAAUCCAUCUCCCACCAGACCGUUUCUUGGUAUAGUAACAUGGUGCUUGAAAAUCAAUAAAUAGAUGAGAAGGGAAGGAGGGACGUUAAAGUUCUGCCACCAAGUAAGGUUCUUGCCGUUUCUCCCUUCUGUUUCUGCUGCUGUUGUCGAUUUGAGCAACUGUUGAGUCAAGAUGACUGAUUUGUGUUGUAUAAUCAGAUAUAGACCUUUAAAGGAAAUGCUUCUUUCCUUUCUGAUCGGACCGUAUCGUAAUUAUAUUGGUUAUUGACUGUAUUACCUGACCUUGCUUAUUUUUUGACUUAAAAAUAGUUAUCCCAUCAAAGUUCAUAAGGAUUUCUGGUUUCC